AUGGACGGCGUUUCCAAUGCAGCCAGCAUUAUAGCAGUCAUCCAACUUGCCGGGACUGUUCUAACGACUUGUGUGACUUACUUCAAUGAGGUGAAAGAUGCCAAGAAUGAUAUUCAUCGCCUACACCUGGAGGUUGCAAGUCUUACUGGCUUACUGAACAAGGUGUCAGAACUUCUGCACAGUCCAGACGGCACGGACCUUUCGGCCUCUAAGAUGAUGGUUGACAGUAUGAACGAGUGUUUCUCAACGCUCACGGCCUUGGAUAAAAGGAUCGACCCGGGCAACAGACACAAGAUAAUGACCAAAUGGGGUAUUCGAGCUCUCAAGUGGCCUCUAAAAAAGGACGAGUUGAGAAAAACCGUUGAAGACAUCGAGAGAUGCAAGACGGCUUUGAACUUAGCUUUGCAAGUUGAUCAAACGACACUUAUAAAUGCCCUGAGCCAAACGAUCGACCUUGCGAAGCUGCCAACUGCCCUAGGCGCCGAGUUCGAUUCAUAUUCAGACCAACACGAAGAUCAAUGUCUACCGGGAACCAGAAGUGAAAUACUUGGAGAGAUCAAUGAUUGGGUAGAGCUUUCACAAGGGAGGUGCAUCUUCUGGUUGAAUGGAAUGGCUGGAACAGGCAAAUCAACGAUUUCCCGAACUGUGGCCAGAACAUUCCAGGGGAGAAGACUACUGGGCGCUAGCUUUCUCUUUAAGAGAGGCGAAGGGGACCGGGGAAAUGCGACCAGGUUCUUCAGUACACUCGUGACUCAAUUGAUGCACCAUAUGCCUCAGUUAAUACCAGCCGUAAGGAGGUCACUUGAGGCCGAUCCUGGUAUUGUAGGAAAGUCACUCAGGGAUCAAUUUCAAAAUCUCAUCUACCAGCCGCUCCGAGAACUACGGCCGGUCCAAAAUAGUUCGAAAAUUGUGAUAGUGAUCGAUGCCUUGGAUGAAUGCGACCGGGAAGAAGAUGUGCGGGUUCUCCUCCAGUUGCUACCACGAAUGCGGGAUUCGGGCGUGCCAAUCCGUAUAUUUUUGACAAGCAGGCCUGAAUUACCGAUACGACUGGGCUUCAAGCAAAUUGCCAAUGAACAUCAGGACCUGAUACUCCAUGAGAUACCCGAGUUGGUGAUAAAGCGCGAUCUGUCUUUGUUUCUGAACAACAAACUCGCAAAGAUUAGAUGCGAGCGUGCACUAGCCCCAGACUGGCCGGGAGGUGAGAAUAUCGAAGCUCUGGCGGCCCUAUCCGCUCCAUUAUUCAUUUUUGCCGCCACCGUGUGCCUCUUCGUUGGAGAUAGGAACUGGAGUCCAGAGAAGCGCCUUGCAGCAAUCCUCCAAGACCAAGCGCUGAACCGCACAUCGCGACUGGACAGAACAUACCUUCCAAUCUUGAAUCAGCUUCUCACCGGCCAGGAUGAAGAAGAUUCAAAGCAGCUGUUGCGAGAGUUCCAAGAUAUUAUCGGGAUCAUCGUCCUUCUUGCUUCCCCUCUCUCGGUUAAUGCCCUCUCUCGCUUCCUGGAUAUCCCCAAAGAUGACAUCUGCAAUCGACUGGAUUCAUUCCAUUCGGUCCUCAGUGUUCCGAAGGAUCCUGAUACUCCUUUACGAAUUCUGCACUUGUCGUUUCGGGACUUUCUUGUGAAUCCGGACAGGAAAGGUAAAAGUCCAUUCUGGAUAGACGAGAAAGAAAUGCACCGAAAGAUAGCCAAUCAAUGUCUUACCAUCAUGCAAAGGGGUCUGAAGGAGAAUAUCUGCGAUUUACCAAGCCACGGAACGAGUCGCGCAGACCUCGAUUCUCAAGCAAUCAACUGCUACCUGUCGACCGAUUUACAGUACUCCUGUCGAUAUUGGGUAUACCACCUCGACCAGGGUGGAUUCUGUGUCCCUAACCGGCUUAAUAUGUUUCUUCAACAACAUUUCCUGCACUGGCUUGAAGCAAUGAGUCUUUUAGAGCUUAUAUUCGAAUGUGUUGACAUGAUCCACACUCUACAGUCUCUCACUCAAGAUCAAACGGAACCCAAAAUAUCAGGGUUCCUCCAAGAUGCAAAACGAUUCAUUCUGAAAAACAUACAGAUAGCUGACACCGCACCGUUGCAGCUAUACUGCUCGUGCCUCGUGUACGCACCAUGGAAGUGCUGCAUCAGAAAGGCAUUUGAGAAAAAGAUUCCUGGCUGGAUCACAAGGUUGCCUUGGGUGGAUGAUGAAUGGGAUACCCAAAUGCAGACUUUGGAAGGUCAUUCACAAGCAGUCACGUCUGUCACAUUCUCACCAGAUGGCAGGCUACUGGCAUCAGGCUCUCUGCUUGGCACGAUCCAACUCUGGGAACCGGCUAGUGGGGCAUUAAAGCAGACACUUGAGACACACCUCGGCGCAGUUACAUCGGUAAAAUUUUCACCCGAUAGCAAGCUGGUGGUAGCAGGGAACGGAAGAAUGGUCCAAUUCUGGGAUACAGCCACUGGAAGCCUACAAAGGAUUCUGGAAGGCCACCCGGAUAUAGUCAAAACUGACGAAUAUGGUAGGGGUAGAUUCAAUACUGUCGCAUAUUCGUCAGAUGACCAGAUCAUUGCAACGGGCCAUAUGGAUGGCACCAUCAAAAUCUGGGACUCUGCUAGAGGGCUGCAACACACACUAAAGGGACACUUAUCUCACAUGCGAUCCGUGAAAUUCUCACCGGAUAACAAACUGGUGGCAUCAGGAUCUGCGGAUCGCACCGUCAAGCUAUGGGAUGCGGCUUCUGGAACAUUGCAACAGACACUGGAGUGUGAAUCUCCAGUUUUGGGCUUCUCAUUUUCACCGAAUGGCAAGCAACUGGCUGUAUGCGUUUACAAAACAUUCCAAAUCUGGGAUAUCGCCACUGGAACUCUUCAACAUACCAUACACGAAGACUUAUCUUACGUUGAUUGUGUCGCGUUUUCACCGGAUUGGAAGCGAUUAGCAUCAGCGUUCAGAGGUAUAGCUAAAGUUAGGGACAUUACCACUGGAACCGAACUGCAAGCCCUGACAGGUCACGGGAAUUACUUGUACUCUCUCGCAUUCUCACCAGAUGGCAAGCUAUUGGAAUCGGGCUCUUGGUCUGGCCUGAUCCACCUCUGGGAAAUCACCACGCGAAACUUCCCGCCGGCUGCGGAAAUUGAGAGGCAUCUAGAACCAGUUGUCUGUGUCACGGUCUCCCCGAAUGGAAAGCUGGUAGCAUCCUACUCUUCCGAUGAUGAGACAACCAAAUUAUGGGAUGCUGUAAGUGGGACCAUCCAACACAGCCUAGAAGGUCAUUCAAACAGAGUCCGGGCUGUCGCCUUCUCGCCAGAUGGCAAGAUGGUGGCUACGGGCUCUGCUGAUCACAAAGUCAAAUUCUGGGACACUACCACUGGAAUAUUGCAACACACACUGGAGGUAAAUAUAGGUCCAAUUGAAUCAGUGGCCUUCUCCUCAGAUAGCAGACUGCUGGCAGCAGGUACCAUUGAUGGAACUAUAAGCACUUGGGCUACCUUUGACGGAACUAUCCGACAGAAACUAAAGGGUCUAAAGGGUCAUCGAGGUGGGCUCGGGUGUGUAGCAUUCUCACCAGAUGGAGAGCUGCUAGCAGCGGGUUUUGAUUACGAGCAAAUCGAGCUCUGGGACAUCACCACCGGCAUCCUGAAACAGAGUAUCGAGUUCACACCAAGGGGUAAUCUGUCAGAGUCAGGCUUCGAUGACGUGACAAAGGACUUCCUAGACAAUUGGUUAGCGCAGGGUAGACCGCACUUAGUCCAGUCUGUGGCGUUCUCGCCAGAUGGCAAUUUCCUAGCAUCGAGCUCCGGCAGUCUGACAAUCAAAAUUUGGGAAAUCGCCACUGGCAUACUAAAAGAUACCGUGGAGCGCCAUCCGGGCCAUAUUAAGUCCAUGGUGUGGUCUGAUAAUGGUCAGUGUCUUGAGACCAGCAUCGGGUCGUUCGAUAUUCAGUCGCAGCAUGAGAAUAGCGUCCGCUCUUCGAAGCAGCCCACUGUCAAAGUAUCCCUUCACGAUCAAUGGAUAGCUCUUCAAGGUGAUAGAGCCUUAUGGAUGCCUCCUGAGUACCGCCCUACUUGUUCAUUCAUUCGAGGAGGUACUGUGGUUCUUGGGCAUUAUUCAGGGAGGGUGUCUACAAUGGAGUUUAGUACCUAG
Molecule: messenger RNA, 4119 nt
Organism: Penicillium cinerascens
Lineage: Eukaryota; Fungi; Ascomycota; Eurotiomycetes; Eurotiales; Aspergillaceae
Exons: 3
Coding region: 1-4119 (1372 amino acids)
Molecular function (GO): protein binding
Source: RefSeq, a predicted model, not a curated record